CACUAUUUGUUUCCUUCUUGCUUCCAUUUCUCUCGCGGAAGUACCUAGAAAUUACUCGCCAAAGAAAAAACACCACAAGCAAGCCCUUGUUUCUCUCAUUUUUCAUCUCCAUUUACUCGGGAAAAUCAUGGGGAAAGGUCCAGGUCUCUACUCCGACAUCGGCAAAAAAGCUAGAGAUCUCCUCUACAAGGAUUACCAGAGUGACCACAAGUUCACUCUCACCACCUAUACUUCCACUGGAGUCGCAAUAACUUCAAAUGGGAUUAAGAAGGGUGAGCUCUUUCUUGCUGAUGUGAGCACUCAGCUUAAAAACAAGAACAUCACUACUGAUGUAAAAGUGGACACGAAGUCAAAUCUCUUCACCACUAUUACUGUCGAUGAGCCUGCACCUGGGCUGAAGACAAUCUUUAGCUUUAUUGUACCUGAUCAGAGAUCUGGCAAGGUGGAACUCCAGUAUCAACAUGAGUAUGCUGGAAUAAGCACCAGCAUUGGGCUGACUGCAAAUCCUAUUGUUAACUUCUCUGGUGUGAUUGGAAACAAUUCUGUGGCUGUUGGAACUGAUCUUUCCUUUGACACUGCCACUGGAAACUUCACCAAAUGCAAUACUGGAUUGAGCUAUACCACUUCCGACCUCAUUGCUUCCCUAACAUUGAAUGAGAAAGCGGACACUCUGAAUGCAUCCUACUACCAUGUUGUGAGCCCUCUGACUAAUACAGCUGUUGGUGCAGAGCUGACCCACACCUUCUCAAGCAAUGAAAAUACUUUGACAGUUGGCACACAGCAUGCACUUGACCCGUUGACCACCGUGAAGGCUCGAGUGAACAACUAUGGAAGAGCGAGUGCUCUAAUCCAGCAUGAGUGGCGUCCAAGAUCACUAUUCACUAUUUCUGGAGAAGUCGACACCAGGGCAAUAGAGAAGAGUGCUAAGGUUGGACUGGCCUUGGCGAUUAAGCAAUAGGCUGAGCUAGUAGUCUUGGAAUGAGUUCAACUGCUUUGAGAUUUAAACUUAAUAAGCUAGGGAGAAGGAUUCUAAAUCUUUUUUGUUUCAGUUAUCUUUUGGUAUCUGAAUGUUGUUUCAUCCGGUUUCACUUGUUUUGGUGGUUAUUAGUUGUACAAAAUAAUUGUGGUGGUGGCAGGCACCAACGUCAACCAUAUCUCUAAUAUUUGAAAUUCCUUUCCCACCCAUGCCCAAUUUGAGGGUUAAAUUCAAAUGUACUGUUGUGGAAUUUUUGGUAUGAAUAGAGAGACUUUAUUCAGUUGGUCUAA
Messenger RNA from Carica papaya (papaya), 1266 nucleotides. RefSeq names its product voltage dependent anion channel 1 (gene VDAC1). Gene Ontology annotation, biological process: monoatomic anion transmembrane transport. Gene Ontology annotation, cellular component: mitochondrial outer membrane. Gene Ontology annotation, molecular function: voltage-gated monoatomic anion channel activity. Lineage: Eukaryota; Viridiplantae; Streptophyta; Magnoliopsida; Brassicales; Caricaceae. The record is from RefSeq and is a predicted model, not a curated record.